CAAUAAGAAGAAGAAGAGACCCGGAGCAGGAAGUGUAUAUUCCUCGGCCCCAUGUGUUGCUGUUCACUUGUUCAUUCAUUCUUGAAACGGCAACUUUAGCAACAUCACCCAUUGUUGUGUUUUUACGCAACAUAGACACCAUCGUGUUUUUAGGAUACGAUAAACUGCAAAUAAACUAGACCAAAAAAAACUGUGGUGUCAUUAACGCUAGCUAGCUAAGGCUAAGAUAGCGCGAAAGUUGUUUGGAAAAGCAUAUCUGUCUCGAGUGAAGAUUGCAAGUGCGUUGUCUGGAUGAAAAGUGCUGUGGAUACUAGCAUGAUCAAGGAAAACCGCUGGAACAUACCCCCCAAUGCUCCGGCAUGCAUGGAGAAGCAUCUGUGCUCGGCGCAAUACAGAGCAGAUGGCACCCUGCUGCUUGGUGCCUCCAGCCUCACUGGCAGGAGCUGGCAGGGCUCUGUGUGGAUCUACAGUGACCCUGAACAGGCCCCCAAUGAGGGAUUCUGCAAAGCCGGUGUGCAGACUGAGGCUGGUGUCAUAGAUGUCAAAUGGGUGUCAGAAAAGGGUGUCGUUGUUGCAUCAGACUCUGGUGCCUUGGAGCUGUGGGAACUGGCAGAGGAUGAGCGCCUGCUGGUGAAUCGCUUCACCAAACAGGAGCAUGACCAUAUUGUUACCACAGUGAGCCCCGUUACUGGAGCAAGCAGUGCUGUGACUGGCAGCAUGGACUGCAGAAUUAAAGUCUGGGAUCUCAGUCAGGAGAUGGUUGUCACUACAUACAGUGCACACACACAGCCAAUCAGUUGUGUUGCCUGCAGCCCUGCAGACGAUUCUCUCUUCAUCUCCUGCGGUCAAGACGGCCGUGUGUUGAUGUGGGACAGAAGGAAGCCAAAUAAACCAGCCUCAAGAAUAGAUUUAGAGGCUCCCAGCUGUUCGCCUACAACUGUAGCUUGGCACCCCCACCACAGAAGCACCAUUGCUUUUGGUGAUGAGAUGGGCAGAGUGACAGUGAAGGAUUUCCUGGGAACAGAGCCGGCUCGAGUGGAAAAUGUCCACAGCCGCAGAGUUAACGGGCUAGCCUUCUCUACACAUAGUGCCUCCUUGCUAGCCUCCAUUAGCGAUGACUGCUCCCUCACUGUUAUGAACUCUGAACUCCGAGAAAUAUUUAGAGAUCGGCGACACCAGGACUUUGUCAAAGGUGUGUGCUGGCUCCAUGGCAGCUCCAACACCCUCACGACUGUAGGCUGGGAUCACCUUGUGCUUCACCACACAGUGGAUCCAGCUGCUGAAGCUCCCAACUCCUCCUCUUAGAUCCAACAGAUGAUCACACACCUUGGAAGAGCGACAUUUAAAUCACUUAACCUCCUCUCUAUUUUUGAGGGGUGUAUCUAAAAAAUUAAAUCUAACAUGUCAGUCAGGAGAUAUGGAUUAAAGUCGCUCGUUGUCAUUCAGUCCCCCAAAAUAUAUGCACAAUACUUUGGCUUUUGCUCUUCCAAUCCUUGCCUUCAUGCAUUAAAACUCUACUGUACAAUACAGUCUCUCUUCACGUCUUUCAUACUGUAUAGCAUUUCCAUCCAGCUGUAAUGACAUAUGAAGCCACCCAUUUGUAUUCAAAGUUUUACAUUAAAGGUAACUUAAUGUUGUAAUAGCAAUA
This is a messenger RNA of Thunnus maccoyii (southern bluefin tuna), 1648 nucleotides long. RefSeq names its product WD repeat domain 77 (gene wdr77). The transcript has 10 exons. Gene Ontology annotation, cellular component: methylosome. Gene Ontology annotation, molecular function: protein binding. Gene Ontology annotation, biological process: oocyte axis specification. Bases 292 to 1305 code for a protein of 337 amino acids. The record is from RefSeq and is a predicted model, not a curated record. Lineage: Eukaryota; Metazoa; Chordata; Actinopteri; Scombriformes; Scombridae.